This is a messenger RNA of Diplodia corticola, 360 nucleotides long. RefSeq names its product cbp4 domain-containing protein. The coding region runs from base 1 to 360 and encodes 119 amino acids. Lineage: Eukaryota; Fungi; Ascomycota; Dothideomycetes; Botryosphaeriales; Botryosphaeriaceae. The transcript is spliced from 4 exons. Gene Ontology annotation, biological process: mitochondrial respiratory chain complex III assembly. The record is from RefSeq and is a predicted model, not a curated record. Gene Ontology annotation, cellular component: mitochondrial membrane.
AUGCCUGGUUUCGGGACCUACUUCAAGAUGUUCGCCUCGGGCGCUGUGCUGUGCAUUGGAGGUCCCGCACUCGUCUACUACGUGUCUCCAACCGAGGAGGAGCUGUUCAAGAGAUACAACCCGGAGCUGCAGAAGCGCUCUCUGGAGAACCGCAUUGGAAAGCAGCAGGACUUUGACGAUUUUGUCGGCAGGCUAAAAGAGUACUCCAAGUCAGACAAGCCGAUCUGGGAAGCCGCAGACGAGGCACAGCGCAAGCACUCGGCGCUGCAGCGCCAGAAGAUUGUGGACGAACAGCGCCAGCUGGCUGUCGACGUUGAGCAGAGACGCCAAGAGAUGCGGCAGUCCGCUGGAGAGCAAUGA